Messenger RNA from Lachancea dasiensis, 1848 nucleotides. Lineage: Eukaryota; Fungi; Ascomycota; Saccharomycetes; Saccharomycetales; Saccharomycetaceae. The record is from the annotation of a GenBank genome assembly.
AUGUCGCACUCAGGCGCAGCAAUAUUCAAAAAAGUUUCGGGCAUCCUGAAUGUUGACGAAGAUGCAUCUCCUGCCAAUCUCUUAUGGCGCUCCACUGAUGGUGACAAAAGUCAUAAGGUUGUUUUGAGCAUGAUUGAUAAACUGCAAGCGACACCGGCUUCUAGUGAGAAAAUGAUGCUGCGGCUCAUAGAAAAGAUGGAUGAAUCGAAGAAGCGCAAGGACAGCGAAGGAAACGAAAUCAAGCCAAUGGUUCCAAGUCACGUCUUCUCCUUCAAUAAUCGCACUGUUAUGGACAACAUAAAAGAAACUUUACAGCUUAUUAUAGCCCGCUACAAAGAUCAAGAGGCGUAUGAAGAAAAGCGGCGUAAGGAAAGUAGCUUAGCACCUUCUCCUGCAGAUACAGCUCCUUUAAUCAAUACAUUGACUUUGGAUGAUUCUUUAUCUCGCGAAAAGCUACUCACCAAUCUAAAGCUGCAGCAAUCAUUACUGAAGGACAAUAAAAGUCUCAUGAAGACAUUCCAAGAUGCCGUCAUUUACUCGGGUCUCCCGUCUGAUGAGUUUUGGUCGACAAGGGUUCCUCUAUUACGGGCUUUUGCUCUUACCACAUCUCAAAGGACAGGCCCAUAUAAUGUACUCUCUACUAUUAAGCCCGUGGCCUCUUCAGAUAACAAGGUGAAUGUUAGCGUGUCGCGAGAAAAGAUCUUAACCAUUUUUCAGACAUACCCCAUUGUGAAAAAGGCCUAUGACGAUAGUGUUCCUAAAAACUUCAAAGAGCAAGAGUUUUGGGCCAGAUUUUUUUCAUCCAAGUUAUUUCGAAAGCUCAGAGGUGAACGGAUUAUGCAAAGCGACCGUGGUGAUAUGAUUAUAGAUCGUUACCUCACGCUUGACCAAGAGUUCGAUAGAAAAGAUGAUACGCGUUUGCAACACCCAGUAAAGAAACUAUUGGACUUGGAAGGUAAUGAUCAAGAUGAUCCAGCACGAAAGGGAAACAGGCCUGAUUUCACUAUGAUGGCAGGGGUGGAUCCCAACGGCAAUAGUGACGGAGUAGUGGAUAUUUUGAAGGGGAUGAAUCGUUUGAGUCAAAAGAUGAUUCAAUCCUUGGAAAACGAGUAUUCGAGAGCCAGCCUGCUCUCAGAAGACGUGGAUAAGCAGGAACGAGAAGAGUUGCUGUUUACCGACUUGGCUGAAGCACAAGAAGCAAACUAUCUUGAGAUUAAAGUCAAGCAACGAAUGGCAUCAAGCAAAACCCUUCCCGUUAGCGUGAAUGGCGAUGCUAAGUCAGUCGUAGGACCUCAAGCCGCUCAACAUCAAGUGGAUCUUCUACUUGAGGGUCUAACAAAGUCUAUUGACUUGACUCAAGUUACGAAUGAUGACAAGAAAUUUAACAAUACCGUUAACCAGAAUGUGAUUCGGGCAGUUAAGAUUAAUGCUAAGCAAGCUAAAAAUACCGACCUGAGUGCUGUUGUCGGAGCUACUGUUGGCUUAUCUUCAACGGAAUCCAUUAGGGAGGUGAACUCGCCGCUGCCACCGGAACUCCUAGAGACCAGCAGGAUAUUGCAUGGAACUUGUUGUGAGUUUCUAAAACAUUUCUACAUUCUUUUUCAAAGUGGUGAAAUUCGCCAAGCUCCAACCGUAAGGAAGCUGUACAUACAUUUGAAGAAAUGUUUGGACAGAAUAACGAAACUUUUAGAUGAAGUAGGGAACGACGAGAAUGCAGAGCGGGAUGGAUUGGUCAACAAUUGCAGAGCAUAUUUAAAAUCUGCCCUAGACUCUCUGAAUUUUGCAAUCGAAAAAUACGAAACGGCCGUUUCGGACGCGGAGUCAUUUCGAGCAAGGAAGGCAGCGUGA